GCGCGCAGUAGAUUAGAUGUCAGACUAACUGACAAACGUUAAUUUAGUUCAAUGGAUUGUCCCCGUGUUGUUUAGUUGGAUUUGAUGUUGUGCAAAAAUGUGGUUGUCAAACAAAACAUGGACUUUCAACGUUAGGAUAUUUCACACGACAAAUCAUGACCGAGUCAUUUGAGGAUGGCAAUUACUUGGUGCGCGUGCGUGCACAGGUGAUGUCAAGGGAUGAUAGCUCAGGGGGCUGGGUUCCGCUGGGAGGUGGGGGUCUCAGUAACGUAUCGGUACGAAAAAGGCCCCGGCCCUCCCCAUCUACCGCCCCUGGGCCCGAUCCUGCCAGCAAACCCAAACAUGAUUACCUGAUUUAUGGAAAAAGGAUAAGUGAUCAAUCGAUUGUAUUAAGUUGCACCAUCAAAAAAGACUUUGAAUACAACAAAGUUAUGCCAACUUUUCAUCACUGGAAAACAGGGGACAAAAAAUUUGGACUCACAUUUCAGACGGCUGCCGAUGCUCGAGCUUUCGACAAAGGAGUUCGGACCGCUGUUGAGGAACUGCUGGACGGAUUCCUACAUGGUUUUGCCGAAACCUCUCCUUCAUCACUGCUACAAAAAUAUUCGAAAGAUGUGGACGACGACGUGUUUAUGACUCUGAAUCUUCCACAUGAACCCAAAGAUUCCCGCAGUUCCAGUGAUUCAAGCUCGAAAGGUACCGAACAUCUACAAAGGGUUAACUACAUAGGACGCGACAAACCUCUCGAACCUCGGCAACCCACUUAUGAUCCGAUCAAAGGUGGUGACAAAGUGUUUGUCCCAGGGGAGAACUAUUCAUACGUGCAACUGACCGCCGUGCACGAGUACAUCUACCCUGUGGUGGAGGAGCAGCACAAGGUGUCGAUCGGGCGUCGCGAGUCCGGUUCGAGUUUGAAAAAAUGCAGUCCGGAACUGUCGGCCCAGCAGCCCCCUCUCCCCCUGAAAUCCAAACCGAAAAAACCGCCAAAGACUCAAAUCCGCUGUAGACAUUGCCACGAGUUGUACUUUGAAGACAAAAACCCGAAAGGGUCCUGUGAAUACGCCCCGGACUGUAUAAAAUCAUCGAUAAACACGAUCACUUGCAUCGGUUGUGCGCAGUGCAUUUGUUAUCAUUGUGCGGCGGACGCUGAGGGCGACUUCGCCCAACACCCCUGCGAGUGCACCAACGAAGAGAACUGCUCCAAGCGCUGGGUUUGUCUCACGGUCUUAUCCAUUCUCGUGCCGUGUCUGUGGCUCUACCCUCCGCUGAAGAUCUGCCACUGGUGCGGCAUCAGAUGCGGCAUGUGCGGGGGCAGACACAGCAUGUGAUCCAAAACACAUUAUAUUUUACGAUAUUAGUUUUACUUGCUCUUUAAGCACACAAAUUUAUUUUUUAUAUGGAAUUUUUUUAUUUAUUUAAUCUCCAGAUUUCAUAUUAUAUAGAUUAAAAACGUCUGUGAUUUAAUAUAAGCAUUUCAUAGUAUUAGACGAUCAAGGUUCUGUUCGCUUGGAGGAGUAUAUCUUGUUUUACCAAUAGCUUUAAAAUUGAUAUCGUAAAGUAACGAGUGAUGUUUAAAAACAGUAGUGCUCAACAAGAAGGGUUGUGAACACUGAAAUGAACAAAGUGUCUCCACACUUAAUGUAAUGUUACAAGACUGUUCAUUUAUACAUUUUUUAACUGUCCUCAUUACUCUCUGUUGAACGUUUUAACCUGAUAUUCUUUACACAGCACGAGUCUCUUAAAAGCAUAUUCCAACUUCAAAAAAAAUACAAUGAAGUCCGGCUAUAACGUACUAUUGUUCAAGCACCAAAAAUUUGUCUUUCUUUAAGUUCACCAAAAUUGUUUUUGGAAAGAAAAUCAAAAUAACACCACUGAUUUAAUAAUUAUGUAAAUAAAUUACAAUCACAAACACAUGAUAUCUAAAUUUAUCAGAUCGGUAAAGAAAGGAGCUUAAAAAUAUUGGCCACUUUUAAUUCAACAAAAAAAUUCAUAACUCAAGAACUAAAGGUCGUAGAGCAAAACGGCUUAUUCCAGUGAACUUUGUGGCUCAUUUUACGUUGAUAUACCAGCUUUUUUUUACAAAACUAUCUCACUCGAGAUCUUCAAAAGAAUAUGUUUAAACUUGAAAAUGGUGGAUGCGCUGGGCUAUUUUUAUUUAUAACUUAAAAACUAAAAGUCAUACAGCAAAACGGUUUGCUCCAGUGAAUUUUGCUACUCAUUCUACGUAAUGUACCAGCUUUUUUACUACACUAGUACACGAGAACUUAUUUAAAAAAAUGGCAACUUGAAAAAUGGUGGAUGCGCCGGGUCAUUUAAAAAAAAUCAUAACUCAAAAACUGAAAGUGUUAGAGCAAAACGGUUUGUUUCAGUGAAUUCUGUGGCUCCUUUUACGUUAUAUAUUAGCUUUUCACAAGAUUUUUUAAUUAUUUUUUACCAAAAAUUUUCGUUAACACAACCUAUCUUCAAUUUCCACAAAGUUGAUAAAAGGGGAGAUUUUGGUGCAUUUUCUAAGUUUGUUACAACCGUACAGCAACACAGUGUGAUACACUUUUAAGAGACGCGCCCUGUAAUCGUCAUUGCAUUUAUCCCCGAAAUUAUGUUGUGGCCUUGUGUAUGUUCCCAUCUCAUUGGUUCAGAGAAAUUGUUAACGAACUUAACGCCAAUCUAUGUACCCUUGAAUGGUCGCCACUUACAUGAAUGGUACUAGAACGUACUGCCGAUAGUUGUAAAUAAAGGCAUCAUAGUAAUGACAAUAUUUAACAAGCAGUCAAAUCACGACCUGACGACAGGAUGUGAGAUGUCUAUCCGUUGUCGAAUAUCACUAAAGAAAUUAAUGUUUUAUAUCAUAGAUUACAAUACCGCCCAAGGAGCGGUGUUUUAACACGGGAGAAACAAGCGUUGAACAAUCGUUUUGUUGAAGGCUUGUUUUCGAUUAUUAUACCUAAUAAAUAACGUUUUCAUUCUCCUAAAUUUUUAUUAAAAUUUCAAAUUUUUUCAAUAAUGUGUAAUAUAUUUAACGUUAAAUGUGUCCAGGGUCCCAAUAUUAUGGAAGAAAUUUAUAACCAAAUCGUUACGAAUAUUGCUAACAAGUUUAUAACGAUUUGUCUAUCGUGUAAAGAGAUAUAUUUUAAACUGGCAACAGUUUGCAAGCACUCACCAGAACUCCUUGUAAAAUUGACUCCACUUACCCAAGGGCUCAGGGUGGGUGUUGUUCAUUUUUACAAAAAUAAAUCACACAUUGCAUUGUUAAUCGGUUUCUCAAAGUGGUGGUUGCUCGUGAAUUGUUGGAGUUGUAAAAUGUUGGAAUCGACCAACUUUGAUUACAACAUUUUACCCGUACAAAUUCACUUUGUUGUGAAAUAUGCAAUCGAGUAGAACUUGAUUACAUAGUUUUAAAUGGUCAGUGUAAUAUUUGUAUAUAUGUUAAAGUAUGGCUUGUAUUGAAACAGAAUUGUGUGAAUGAUAUUUUAAAUAUAUAAGAAUAAUAAUAAAACAAUAUGUUACUAA
Messenger RNA from Tribolium castaneum (red flour beetle), 3507 nucleotides. It is a transcript of the gene Spred, whose product is annotated as Sprouty-related protein with EVH-1 domain. Gene Ontology annotation, cellular component: membrane. Gene Ontology annotation, molecular function: protein kinase binding. The transcript is spliced from 7 exons. The record is from RefSeq and is a predicted model, not a curated record. Lineage: Eukaryota; Metazoa; Arthropoda; Insecta; Coleoptera; Tenebrionidae. Bases 156 to 1328 code for a protein of 390 amino acids. Gene Ontology annotation, biological process: negative regulation of MAPK cascade; multicellular organism development.